Molecule: messenger RNA, 3150 nt
Organism: Cryptomeria japonica (Japanese cedar)
Lineage: Eukaryota; Viridiplantae; Streptophyta; Pinopsida; Cupressales; Cupressaceae
Product: pentatricopeptide repeat-containing protein At3g26782, mitochondrial
Exons: 2
Coding region: 183-3104 (973 amino acids)
Biological process (GO): RNA modification
Molecular function (GO): zinc ion binding; protein binding; RNA binding
Source: RefSeq, a predicted model, not a curated record
UUAUAAUAUAUUUAUAAUGUCAUUGAGCUCAAGGAUGGCAGAGUUUGUACCAAGUAUUAAGAUAUUAUUAGCUCUAAAGUUUGCUUCUUUAAAUUAAAAAAAGGAUAAAAAUUGAACGAGAAAAAAAUGAAAUAUUUCCCCAGAUAUGAUUGAACACGUCGCCAUGAAUUUCUGUAACAAAUAUGAUUGGUGUUCAAAUCUACUAUAGUCGUCACUUCAAAAACUACAAUCAGUUUCAGCAUUGUUGUAGGAAAGCUCGGCUCAUCCGUCAGCAAGGUUUUGCUUCUGUUGCUUUCAAUGGAGGAUCAGAACCAAAAAAAGUUGAAGUUAUUAACACGGAGAGUAAGGACUCUCCUCUAUUGGCAUAUGUACUCUACCCGGGUUUUCCCCUCAAUCCUAAGCACUAUGCUUCAUUCUUGCAGAGCUGCGGCAAUGUCGAAUUUCUCAAACAAGCUCAUUCUCACAUGGUUGUAUUUGGAUUGGAUCACGACAUUUACCUGCAAACAAAACUCUUAAGCAUGUAUACUUCAUUUGGAAUUUUAGAUAUCGCACAACAAUUGUUUGAUAAAAUGUAUGAACCAAACGUGCAUGCAUGGAAUGCCAUGAUUAGAGGCUAUGCUACCAGUGGGUAUUUUGAAGAAGCACUCUUUUUUUAUUACCAAAUGCAGAAGCAGGCAGGUAUACAGGCUGACAAAAUGACUUUUCCUUUUGUGCUCAAGGCAUGCGCUAGAUUUUCAUCUCUACAAGAGGGGAUGGAGAUCCACUGUCACAUUGUUAAAAGUGGGUUUGAAGCAGAUGUUUUUGUAAGAACUGCGCUAGUCAAUAUGUAUGUUAAAUGCGGGGUUUUAGAGGAUGCACGCCGAUUGUUUGACAAAAUGUCUCAGAGAACUGUUGUCUCCUGGACUGCGAUGAUUGCUGGAUAUGCCUGCAGUGGGGAACCCCACUGGGCUCUGAAACUUUUUAAUCAAAUGCAAGCGACAGAUGUGAAACCCAACCCAAUUACUGUCGCAAGUGUCCUUCCUGCCUAUGCCAAUUUGAAGGAUUUGGAACAAGGGAAGUGGAUUCAUGAUUAUGUAAUUAGAAAUAAUUUUGAAUCAAAUGUGCUUGUAGGGAAUGAACUUAUAAGUAUGUAUCUAAAAUUUGGGAGUAUAGAGAAUGCACUCAAAGUGUUUGACAAGGUAUCUCAGGGCAAUGAAGUCUCAUGGACUGCUAUGAUUGCAGGUUGCUCCCAGAAUGGAUAUGCUGGUGAAGUCUUGGCACUCUUCCAUCGAAUGAAACUGGAAAGCAUAAAACCUAACUCAUAUACCUUGGUUAGUUUCCUGUCGGCAUGCGGUCAUCUAGCAGCUCUGCAAAAAGGCAAGUGGAUUCAUGGUUAUAUAAUCAAGUGUGGGUUUGAGACAGAUGUUUUUGUUGGAACUGCUCUUAUUGAUAUGUAUGCAAAAUGUGGCAGCAUAGAUAUUGCACAACAAUUUCUUGAUAAAAUGUUUAACAGAAACUUGGUUUCAUGGAAUGCGUUGAUUGCUGGUUAUGCUCAAAAUGGACACAAUAAUCAGGCAUUAUUCCAGUUCCGUCAAAUGCAACUAACAGGUGUUGCACCUGAUUCAAUCACAAUGAAUGGACAUGAUAGCGAAGCCCUUAUGCUUUUUAAUCAAAUGCGGAUGGUAAAUGUAAAACCUGACUCUAUCACCAUGGUAAGCCUGCUUACAGCAUGUGCUCAUGUACAAAAUAUACAGCAAGGCAAGCGGAUUCAUAAUUUCAUAAUUAGGAAUGGAUUUGAGUUAGAUGUCUCUGUGGGAACUGCUCUUAUAGAUAUGUAUGCCAAUUGUGGGAAUAUACAUAUUGCACGCCAUUUGUUCAAUAAAUUGUCUGUAAGAAAUGUAGUCUCUUGGAAUGCAAUGAUUGCUGGAUAUGCCCAUCAUGGGCUUAUUAACGAGGUAUUAAUACUCUUUCAUCAAAUGCAAUUGGCAGACAUUGCACCAGAUUCAGUUACCUUGAUGAGUGUGCUAUCUGCCUGUGGUCAAUUAGGAGCUCUACAACAUGGGAAGUGUAUACAUAAUUUCAUAGUUAGGAAAGGAUUGGAAAUUGUUGUCUGCGUAGGGAAUUCCCUUUUAGCUAUGUAUGCAAAGUGUGGGAAAAUAAAAAUUGCAAGAGAAGUGUUUGACUUGAUGUAUGAUAGAAAUGUGGUCUCAUGGAGUUCAAUGAUUGGGGGAUAUGGAAUACACGGACAUGGUAAGGAGGCCCUCAAACUUUUUUGCCAAAUGCAGCAGGCAGGCAUAAAUCCAAACCAUGUCACUUUUCUUGGUGUUUUGCUAGCAUGCAGCCAUACAGGCAUGCUGGAUGAUGGCUGCCAUUAUUUUGACUGUAUGAGCGGAGUGUACUCUAUCGUACCCAGAGUGGAGCAUUAUGCUUGCAUGGUUGAUCUUUUGGGGCGUGCUGGAUGUCUGGAUGAAGCAUUUGAAUUUAUCCAUAAAAUGCCAUUAGAACCUGAUUCUGGCAUAUGGGGAGCCUUGCUUGGUGCCUGUAGAAUUCAUUCUAAUGUUGAGAUGGGAGAAUAUGUAGCUAAACAACUUUCUCACUUGGAACCUGAAAAUCCUGGGUACUAUGUAUUGCUAUCAAAUAUCUAUGCUGCAGUGGGCAGGUGGGAUGAGGAAGCAAAGAUGAGAACAAUCAUGAAAGAUCGGCAAUUGAAAAAAACCCCAGGAUGCACCUCUAUUGAGCUAAACAAUAAGCUUCAAUCAUUCGUUGGAGGAGAUAGAACACAUCCUCAGUCUGAGAAAAUUUAUGCAACGUUGGAGAUCUUGGCUGGACAGAUGAAGGAGGCAGGGUAUACUCCUGACAAGAGCUUUGUAUUGCAUGAUGUGGAGGAGGAGGAGAAAAUUAACAUGCUGGGUUGUCACAGUGAAAAGUUGGCAAUUGCUUUUGGACUUAUUAAUACUGUUGCUGGGACAACCAUCAAGAUCACAAAGAACCUUCGUGUAUGUGGAGAUUGCCACAAUGCCACUAAGUUCAUCUCCAAGAUUGUAAUGCGAGACGUAGUAGUGAGGGAUGCAACCCGUUUUCACCAUUUUGAAAAUGGAUUAUGUACUUGUGGUGAUUAUUGGUGAUGGUAUUAAAAUCAAUUAUUACAAUUACAAAAUUUAAAAUUUAUAA